Molecule: messenger RNA, 546 nt
Organism: Oryza sativa Japonica Group (Japanese rice)
Lineage: Eukaryota; Viridiplantae; Streptophyta; Magnoliopsida; Poales; Poaceae
Product: transcription factor ILI7
Biological process (GO): regulation of DNA-templated transcription; regulation of growth
Molecular function (GO): protein dimerization activity
Source: RefSeq, a predicted model, not a curated record
ACCACUGUCUCGCAUCGCAUUCUAGCUCUAAUUAAUUGACUUCCUUGAAGCUAGCAUUGCUAGUGCCGGAGAUCGACGACGUCGGAGUCGGACGAUGUCCAGGCGGAGCAGGUCGAGGGCGUCAUCGGCGGCGAGGAUCACCGACGAGCAGAUCGGCGACCUCGUCUCCAAGCUCCAGGCCCUCCUCCCCGAGGCUCGCCUCCGCAGCAACGACAGGGUGCCGUCGGCGAGGGUGCUGCAGGAGACGUGCAGCUACAUCCGGAGCCUGCACCGGGAGGUGGACGACCUCAGCGAGCGCCUCGCCGAGCUGCUCGCCGCCGCCGACGUCAGCACCGCGCAGGCCGCCGUCAUCCGCGGCCUGCUCAUGUAGCCGCCUUCACCGCCGCCGCCGCUCGCCGGCGACCCGUUUAGAGAUCGAUGAGACUGGGGCCCAUCCGUAGCUUUAUUUAAUCUACUAGAAGGGAGAGAGAGAGAAGGCAUGCUUGUGUGCUUUAAUUUUGAUUCGAUGAAGAUUAAUUACAUUAAUAAAACCAUGAUUUUUUGUUA